Staurois parvus is the source of this 332-nucleotide messenger RNA. Lineage: Eukaryota; Metazoa; Chordata; Amphibia; Anura; Ranidae. The record is from the annotation of a GenBank genome assembly.
CUCUGGUCAUCUCCUGUACUAUGUCUGCAGUCUCUGGUCAUCUCCUGUACUGUCCGCAGUCUCUGGUCAUCCCCUGUACUGUCCGCACAGUCUCUGGUCAUCCCCUGUACUGUCCGCAGUCUCUGGUCAUCCCUGUACUGUGUCCGCAGUCUCUGGUCAUCCCCUGUACUGUGUCUGCAGUCUCUGGUCAUCCCUGUACUGUCCGCAGUCUCUGGUCAUCCCUGUACUGUGUCCGCAGUCUCUGGUCAUCUCCUGUACUGUGUCCGCAGUCUCUGACCAUCUCCUGGUACUAUGUCCGCAGUCUCUGGUCAUCCCUGUACUGUGUCCGCAGU